This is a messenger RNA of Ambispora leptoticha, 580 nucleotides long. The record is from the annotation of a GenBank genome assembly. Lineage: Eukaryota; Fungi; Glomeromycota; Glomeromycetes; Archaeosporales; Ambisporaceae.
AUGUCUGCUUUUCCUCAACGAGAUAGAUUCCCUUAUUUCCCCUCUUACGAGCAAACAGGCUUUAUCGAAGAAGAAACAAAAAUCAAGCCAGUCUCCUGCUCUGGUGGUAAUAAUUGCUAUUUAAUUGGCGGGAUGGUCGGUCAAGAAUUUUCAAGAAUGGAGAAACCCACCAAGAGGGAAUGGUCUGAGGAUGCCCCUAGGUGGAGGGUGGCCAUUGGCGGUUUAAAUCUUGAAGGAUGGUGCAGAAAUUCUUCUUGCAGUGCUUAUGGAGGACUGGUUGUCCAUCGAUGGGGCUUCAAAAACUCUGGUCUUUUUAGUUAUCACGAUAACGAACAUGAAUGUAAAUGUCCCCUCUGUGACAACUAUGUUCAACCUAUCACCUGUGGUUUUACUAACUGCGAAUGGAAAGUAAGUGGCUCCAAAAAAAACUACCCUGGAGAUGAACCCCGAAAAGUUGACACCGAUUGGCAAGUCGCUCUUGAUGAUGGAUACACCACUUUCGAAGAUAAACUUACCGAACUUGCUCGCUGGGAUAAUCUUCAAAUUAGAGUUAAAUUUCUCAGUAGUGAAAGAGCCCAAA